AUGGGGUACACCCGUUGGAGUAAAAAAUCUACGUGCAAUUCUUCCAAUUCCAAGAGAAGUACAUCCAACAAUAAUGCCCUUCGGUCGCAAGUCCCCGCUGGAGGCCCUGGCCAUGCCGGGGCCAUCAUCGCGUACAAGUACAGCCAGUACCGGCAACGGCGCCGGGAAGCGGCCAACCGUCGGGUCACGGAACGUGAACUGACAGCGUUGCACAACAAAAUUGAAAAAUUGCUCAGCAAACUCGAGGAGAGCGAACUGGAAGCUCCCACGUCGCAGGAGGAUGAGUGCGUCAUCUGCAUCAACGCCCGGGCCACAAUGCAGACUUCACCCUGCGGCCACAGGGUCGUUUGUCGGCGCUGCUUUGUCAAGACGAUCCAGAGUGCGGUCGCGCAACGCCUACUGCCCCUGCGAUGCGUCAUCUGCCGGGCACGAAUCAACCGUCUUACCUCGGGAUCCACCACGUGGAGGUUACAGGGAUCCGCCAGCAGUUACUCCAUGGGCAGCAAAAGCUGGAGCGUGCCCGGUUCGGCCAGUUCGUACAGCGUGGACGCGGCCGCCGUCCGGGUCACCCAGUCCGCCAGUCUGUACUCGAUGAGUUCCGGCUCGUCGUGCAUUUCCGGCAUUUCGAGCGCGUCCGGGACGUCGGGCAUGUCUUCCUCGUCGUCGAACAGUGGCAUCGGUGGCACUGACUGCAGUGUCGCAUCGACGUCGUCGGCGUCUUCGUCAACGCUUCAUCAUCACCACCAUCAUCACCACGCUGGCGGAAGUGGAGCUGGCCACAAGCACAGCAAUGGUACCUGUUCCAGCGGGUGUCUGGGGGCGAUUCCGCGAAACCCGGCCUACCAGCAUCACCACAAGAAAGGACAAUACUACGCUAAGAAUCGCAUUCCGGAGAUGCCAAAUCGUUUACCGCCAAUUAUCGAAUUUAAAAGUCCAACUCGACAUAGGACGCCUUCCCCUGCCAACCCUGGAGCCCGGUUCAAAUACUACACCCAACCCGGCAAACCUGCCGGCAGCAAGAACGCCAAGGAAGAAGUGGUCGAGUCGAUACCUCUGCUGAGCAUUGAAAAAAGCAGUAGUGCCAAACCGGGCCCGUCGAAGCUGGGCCUCAACGGUAAGAUCGCUCCGGCGGCCUGCAAGUCUCCGAUCAACAAAACCAACAUGGCCACCGGCAAACCAGUCACGACCUCACUCAUCACCGCAGUUGGGACUCCGCCUAAGGCACGUGUCCUCUCGGCUGGCUCUUCCGCCGUUGCUUCCACUUCCGGUGGUGCCGGCCUCUCCAAGAGUAAGAGUAGUUUUAGCGACAGCAAAGGCAAUAAUCACAUCAGCAACAAUAACGUCAAACAGGACGAAAAAUACGACAAUAAGAAGAACGAGACGAUCGAGCGGAAGAAGAAGGAGGAAAAGCACAAAAUCAAGGCGGAAAAGGACGCCAGGAAGGAGGAAAAACGCAUCGCCAAGGAGGAGGAAAAGCUCGCCAAGAUGCUCGCCAAGGAGGAGAAGAAACGCGUCAAGCAGGAAGCCAAGGAAUCGCUGCUGGCCAACGAGGGUGGCAGCCGGAAAUAGGACCUUCCCCGAUGGAGGCACUUUCUGGCGCGAACGUAGACACUGGCGACUCCAUCGUAGAAAUUACCACAACUCCAUUGAAUACGCCAGUGUGCAAAUAAUUAGAUAUGGUAAGGUUAAAUUAUGAGAAAACACAGCAAAAACAUUCUAAAGUUAAUUGAUAGAGUAGAAUGAACAAAUUACGAUUAGAAGAGCUUGUCAGUGUUAGUAAUUUGUGCAAAGUUCCUUUUCAAAAUUUAAAUAUUCAAACAAAUUACUAAUGCUGACGAUUGCUUUCAAAAUUAAACAAACACGUGGCAUUCUAAUUAAGAACAACAUAUCAAUCAUACCAGCUUCCUUUCGAAAACAAAAUGGUGAACUUCCACUGCAAGUGGUUCCAAACUCAAAAUAUGUGUUUAUUUUGAAGUACUUCUUCACUAAACUACUAUUCGAUGUGGCCAAUUACACGGAACAAUACAAUUACGAUUUGGAAAAAAGUCAACUAAUAUUCCCCCCACAGAACUUCCACUCUGGUUUUUAGAUCGAUCUUAUUUUGUAGAGAUGUAUUUUUAAAUAAAAUUAAAUAAAAAAAAACUUAUUUUAACUUCCAAAUCAUGCGUACCGUUCAUCCCCCUUCCCACCUAGAUACGAGAAGAAGUUUCAAGUUAUGCUUUCUGUACAUAGAAAUGUCGACGAUUUCUCGCAAAUUCUUGAAAAGAAUUCUAAUCUUAAUCGAAACUGUUACAAAAUUGAGUUCGUCUAAAACCAAAACAAAAAGUGAUCACGUCAAAACGCACAUCAAUCACUUAUUCUAAACAUAGAGUUAAGGCAUUUGGGUGGUUUUUGAUUACUGUGUAAUACAAUUUUAGUUCAAUAAUUGUGUUAUAACAAUUCAUUCAUAGCCAAGAAUCCUAUGAUUUCACUCUCAUUUUUAAAACUAGCUUAAACCAAAUUAAUAAAAUCAAAGUGUAUAACUAUUGCUUCGAAAAUAUUUUUUUGUCUUUCGACAAAUGCUCGUUUGUUUUUCAAACUUUCGUUUUUAUUUUUUAU
Culex quinquefasciatus (southern house mosquito) is the source of this 2598-nucleotide messenger RNA. RefSeq lists its product as uncharacterized. Bases 1 to 1569 code for a protein of 522 amino acids. The transcript has 7 exons. The record is from RefSeq and is a predicted model, not a curated record. NCBI's taxonomy places the organism in Eukaryota, Metazoa, Arthropoda, Insecta, Diptera, Culicidae.